Molecule: messenger RNA, 1155 nt
Organism: Quercus robur (English oak)
Lineage: Eukaryota; Viridiplantae; Streptophyta; Magnoliopsida; Fagales; Fagaceae
Exons: 4
Coding region: 1-1155 (384 amino acids)
Molecular function (GO): zinc ion binding
Source: RefSeq, a predicted model, not a curated record
AUGCGGGAUGUGUAUGUGGACUUGAGCAUAAAUCAAGUGUACAGAGCUAAGAGGAAAGCUAGAGAGUUCAUACUAGGUGAUGAGAGGUUGCAGUAUGGGAAGCUUAGGGACUAUGCAGAGAUGAUAAAAGUAACUGAUGUGGGGAGUAAGGUGAUUCUGCAAACUGAGAUUACUGAGCCUAACACACAACCUAAGUUCAAGAGGAUGUAUGUGAGAUACAAUGCACAGAAAGUUGGAUUUUUGGGGGGGGUGCAGGCCACUUGUGUAGUUGAGCAAGAAAACAAGGAUUCUUGGGUGUGGUUUUUACAGACAUUUGCAGAUGAUAUUGGGAGGCAAGAUGAGCUGAAUCUGGUGUUCAUUUCAAAUAGGCAGAAGGGAUUGAUACCUGCCAUGGAGAUGUUGCUUCCAACAGUUGAACAUAGAUUUUGUGUGAAGCAUAUUUACAACAACUUUAAGGUAAAUUUCAAGGGUUUAGAAUUGAAGGUUGCAUUAUGGAGUGAGUCAUUUAAUUCUAUGAUAUUAGAAGUUAGGGAUAAGCCUAUCAUUGCCAUGCGAGAGUGGAUUAGGGUUAGGUUGAUGACUAGAAUGUACAGUAAGAGGUCUGGGAUUGAAAAAUUCACUAGUGACAUAUGUCCAAACAUAGUGCAGAAGCUUGAGCAAUUGAAAGUUGAUUCUAAGUUAUUUUCUGCUAUUCCAUCAAGAUGCUAUAUAUAUGAGGUUGAUAAUGAGUAUGAGAGGCAUGUGGUUAACCUUAUAAGAAAGUGUUGUACUUGUAGGGUUUGGGAUUUGACAGGAAUCCCAUGUAAGCAUGGUAUUGCAGCAAUCUAUAAGAACCUGGAGAGGCCUAAGGAUUAUGUGCAUGCAUGCUUUAGAAAGGAUGCCUAUGUGGCUGCAUAUAAGGAGAUGAUUACCCUACUACUUGGCCAAGAUGAAUGGGUUGAAACCAACCUUCUUGCCCCUGUUGCUCCAAUUGUGUACAAGCCUACAAGCAGGCCAUCAAUGAAAAUGAAGAAAGAUGCAAAUGAGCCAAACAACCCAUACACAGUUUCUAGGUCAUAUAGACCUAUAAAAUGUGGGUUUUGCUAUCAGGAGGGGCAUAAUUCAAGGAGGUGUAAGGCUGGAAUAACUGGUGAGACAUCAUGGCAAAGGAGGUAG